This is a messenger RNA of Caenorhabditis remanei, 588 nucleotides long. RefSeq lists its product as uncharacterized. Bases 1 to 588 code for a protein of 195 amino acids. The record is from RefSeq and is a predicted model, not a curated record. The transcript is spliced from 3 exons. NCBI's taxonomy places the organism in Eukaryota, Metazoa, Nematoda, Chromadorea, Rhabditida, Rhabditidae.
AUGUUGAAGCUCUGUCUGCUUGCUGUCGUUGUUGUUAUCCUCCACGUGGAUUUAUCGAAUGCCUGUGGAUCUUCUACUGAUUCUGAAUACAUUGCUAAUCCAGUAUUCUCAAUGCAAAUCAGUCCGCCAGUCGGAUGGACAUACUUCCCUUCAACUCCGUCAGUUACAAGUCAAGCUAUUUGGUAUUUUGUUGGACAAUCAAAUGACACUUCAACUGCUAAAAACAGGGCUGAUGCUGAAUUGAAUGCUGCUAUGCUGGAAGCAUUGGUCGCUGCAAACGUUCAAACUCAAGGAGUAAAUAUUGCCAAUGAUUUCCAACCGAUUCAAGUCGAGAAUCCACAAACUACUACUCCAACUGGAAGUCUAUACGGAAAAGUGGAAGGAGGAGCACUUGUUGCGACGGCACCUGGAGUCACUACUGGAGCUAUAUUGACCUACACUCCAUACCACGUGACCCUCCGAGUAACUGUCAGCAAUGUCGGAGCAACUCGUUUCUACUGGAAUAUCGUUCAGAGCACUUUCCUCCAGAAGAUGGCAAUGAACUACAAAGCACAAUUCACUGGUGAUGUAACUGUCACCAAAGUAUAA